GGCCGGCGGAGGAAGGGGAGGGAGCGAGGAGCGCGCGCUGCUCUCGCGUGCUCUCGCGCCGCUCGCGUGACCGGCCGGUGUGUGCGCGAGGGCCGGCUCCCGGGGCACGGACGGCCGGGCGCGCGCCGCUGCGAGGGGCGUCCGGGUCCGAGUCGGCGGUCUGGGCCGGCGCGAGGUGCGUGCGGGCGGGCUGCGGGGGUCCCGGGCGGACACACGCGCACACGUUCCCGGAGGAGCCUUCGAGGCUGCUCUUCCUCGGCCAGACGGAGAGCGGCACUGUCUCCCCGCCCAGCGCUCACUCGCCCCGAGUCUCCCCCCGCAGCGGCUGCUCCUCCUCGGCACCGCCAGCCCCAGCGCCGCUCCCGGGCGGGCGGGCGGCGGCGGCGGCGGGACCCGCGGAGCCGCUUUGUGUGCAGCCCGACGAGGGGCGGCGGCGCAACCACCUGACAGAGGCCCGGGCGCUCGAUGCACCUUCCGCCCGCAUGAGGAGGAGAGGCCGGUAGAGGACUGUGAACCAAAAGUUGUCCCCCAGGAUGGACUUCACCGCGCAGCCCAAGCCUGCCACUGCCCUCUGUGGCGUCGUGAGUGCCGACGGGAAGAUCGCUUACCCUCCGGGGGUAAAAGAGAUCACCGACAAGAUCACCACUGACGAGAUGAUCAAACGCCUGAAGAUGGUAGUGAAAACUUUUAUGGAUAUGGAUCAGGACUCAGAAGAUGAAAAACAGCAGUAUCUCCCACUAGCCUUGCAUCUUGCAUCUGAAUUCUUCCUCAGGAACCCCAAUAAAGAUGUGCGUCUCCUUGUAGCAUGUUGUUUGGCUGAUAUCUUUCGUAUCUAUGCCCCGGAAGCUCCAUAUACUUCCCAUGAUAAACUUAAGGACAUAUUUUUGUUUAUUACCAGACAGUUAAAAGGUUUGGAGGAUACGAAGAGUCCACAGUUUAAUAGAUACUUUUAUUUAUUAGAGAAUUUAGCUUGGGUUAAAUCAUAUAACAUCUGCUUUGAAUUGGAAGAUUGCAAUGAAAUUUUUAUUCAGCUUUUUAGGACUCUCUUCUCAGUGAUCAACAAUAGCCACAAUAAGAAGGUACAAAUGCACAUGCUAGAUUUGAUGAGUUCUAUCAUCAUGGAAGGUGAUGGAGUUACUCAAGAGUUAUUGGACUCCAUUCUUAUUAACCUCAUUCCUGCACAUAAGAACUUAAAUAAACAGUCCUUUGACCUUGCAAAAGUGCUAUUGAAAAGAACAGUCCAGACUAUUGAGGCAUGCAUUGCUAAUUUUUUCAAUCAAGUCCUAGUGCUGGGAAGAUCAUCAGUAAGUGAUUUGUCAGAACAUGUAUUUGAUCUGAUUCAGGAACUUUUUGCUAUAGAUCCUCAUUUAUUAUUAUCCGUCAUGCCACAGCUUGAAUUCAAACUAAAGAGCAAUGAUGGAGAAGAGCGAUUAGCUGUUGUUCGACUUCUAGCUAAAUUGUUUGGCUCCAAAGAUUCCGAUUUGGCAACACAGAAUCGUCCUCUUUGGCAAUGUUUUCUUGGACGAUUUAAUGACAUUCAUGUUCCUGUGAGAUUAGAAAGUGUGAAAUUUGCCAGUCAUUGUUUAAUGAAUCACCCAGAUUUAGCGAAGGAUCUCACAGAAUAUUUAAAGGUUAGAUCACAUGAUCCAGAAGAAGCUAUUCGUCAUGAUGUCAUUGUUACUAUAAUAACAGCUGCCAAGAGGGACCUGGCCCUAGUAAAUGAUCAGCUGCUUGGCUUUGUAAGGGAAAGAACACUGGAUAAACGGUGGCGAGUAAGAAAAGAAGCUAUGAUGGGUCUGGCUCAGCUUUAUAAGAAAUACUGUCUUCAUGGUGAAGCAGGAAAGGAAGCUGCAGAGAAAGUCAGCUGGAUAAAGGACAAACUUUUGCAUAUUUAUUAUCAGAACAGCAUUGAUGACAAACUGUUGGUAGAGAAAAUCUUUGCUCAGUAUCUUGUCCCCCACAACCUGGAAACAGAAGAGAGAAUGAAAUGCUUAUAUUACUUAUAUGCUAGUUUGGAUCCAAAUGCUGUAAAAGCUCUCAACGAAAUGUGGAAGUGUCAGAACAUGCUUCGGAGUCAUGUACGCGAACUAUUGGAUUUGCACAAGCAGCCUACAUCAGAAGCUAACUGUUCUGCCAUGUUUGGGAAACUGAUGACCAUAGCAAAGAAUUUGCCCGACCCCGGGAAAGCACAAGAUUUUGUGAAGAAAUUUAACCAGGUUCUCGGCGAUGAUGAGAAACUUCGGUCUCAAUUGGAGUUAUUAAUUAGCCCAACUUGUUCUUGCAAACAAGCAGAUAUUUGUGUGAGAGAAAUAGCCCGGAAACUUGCAAAUCCUAAGCAACCAACAAAUCCUUUUCUAGAGAUGGUCAAAUUUCUGUUGGAAAGAAUCGCACCUGUGCACAUUGAUUCAGAAGCCAUAAGUGCACUAGUGAAAUUGAUGAAUAAGUCAAUAGAGGGGACAGCAGAUGAUGAAGAGGAGGGUGUAAGUCCAGAUACAGCUAUCCGUUCAGGACUUGAACUUCUUAAGGUUCUGUCUUUCACACAUCCUACCUCGUUCCACUCUGCAGAGACAUAUGAGUCCUUGUUACAGUGCCUAAGAAUGGAAGAUGACAAGGUGGCAGAAGCUGCUAUUCAAAUUUUUAGAAAUACAGGUCACAAAAUAGAAACAGACCUUCCCCAGAUACGAUCGACCUUAAUUCCCAUUUUACAUCAAAAAGCAAAGAGGGGUACUCCACACCAAGCAAAACAGGCUGUGCACUGUAUACACGCCAUAUUCACAAAUAAAGAAGUCCAGCUUGCACAGAUUUUUGAGCCACUCAGUAGGAGUCUGAAUGCUGAUGUGCCAGAACAACUUAUAACUCCAUUAGUUUCAUUGGGCCACAUUUCUAUGUUAGCACCAGAUCAGUUUGCUUCCCCAAUGAAAUCUGUAGUAGCAAAUUUUAUUGUGAAAGAUCUGCUAAUGAAUGACAGGUCAACAGGUGAAAAGAAUGGAAAACUGUGGUCUCCAGAUGAAGAGGUUUCCCCUGAAGUACUAGCAAAGGUACAGGCAAUUAAACUUCUGGUAAGGUGGCUGUUGGGUAUGAAAAACAACCAGUCUAAAUCUGCCAAUUCAACCCUUCGGUUAUUAUCAGCGAUGUUGGUUAGUGAGGGUGACCUGACAGAGCAAAAGAGGAUCAGUAAAUCUGAUAUGUCUCGCUUGCGAUUAGCUGCUGGUAGUGCCAUAAUGAAGCUUGCUCAGGAACCUUGUUACCAUGAAAUUAUUACCCCAGAACAGUUUCAGCUCUGUGCACUUGUUAUUAAUGAUGAAUGUUACCAAGUAAGGCAGAUAUUUGCUCAGAAGCUACAUAAGGCACUUGUGAAGUUACUGCUCCCAUUGGAGUAUAUGGCGAUCUUUGCCUUGUGUGCCAAAGAUCCUGUGAAGGAGAGAAGAGCACACGCACGACAGUGUUUACUGAAAAAUAUCAGUAUACGCAGGGAAUACAUUAAACAGAACCCUAUGGCUACUGAGAAAUUAUUAUCACUGUUGCCUGAAUAUGUAGUUCCAUACAUGAUUCACCUUCUGGCCCAUGAUCCAGAUUUCACAAGAUCACAAGAUGUUGAUCAGCUUCGUGAUAUCAAAGAGUGCCUAUGGUUCAUGCUUGAAGUUUUAAUGACAAAGAAUGAAAACAAUAGCCAUGCCUUUAUGAAGAAGAUGGCAGAGAACAUCAAGUUAACCAGAGAUGCCCAGUCUCCAGAUGAAUCCAAGACAAAUGAAAAACUGUAUACAGUAUGUGAUGUGGCUCUCUGUGUUAUAAAUAGUAAAAGUGCUUUGUGCAAUGCAGAUUCACCAAAGGACCCAGUCCUCCCAAUGAAAUUUUUUACACAACCUGAAAAGGACUUCUGUAAUGAUAAGAGUUAUAUUUCAGAAGAGACAAGAGUACUUCUGUUAACAGGAAAGCCAAAACCUGCUGGAGUACUAGGUGCAGUAAAUAAGCCUUUAUCAGCAACGGGAAGGAAACCCUAUGUUAGAAGCACUGGCACUGAGACUGGAAGCAAUAUUAAUGUAAAUUCAGAGCUGAACCCUUCAACCGGAAAUCGAUCAAGGGAACAGAGUUCAGAGGCAGCAGAAACUGGAGUUAGUGAAAUGAAAGAACCUGUGAGGAUUAUUUCCAGUCACACACUGUAAAGAAUAAUUGACCCAGUAAAGAAUAAGGAAAUUAAUUCUGAUCAGGCUACCCAGGGCAACAUCAGCAGUGACCGAGGAAAGAAAAGAACAGUAACAGCAGCUGGUGCAGAGAAUAUCCAACAAAAAACAGAUGAGAAAGUAGAUGAAUCGGGACCACCUGCCCCUUCCAAACCCAGGAGAGGACGUCGACCCAAGUCUGAAUCUCAGGGCAAUGCAACCAAAAAUGAUGAUCUAAAUAAACCUAUUAACAAGGGAAGGAAGAGAGCCGCAGUGGGUCAGGAGAGCCCUGGGGGUUUGGAAGCAGGUAAUGCCAAAGCACCCAAACUGCAAGAUUUAGCCAAAAAGGCAGCACCAGCAGAAAGACAAAUUGACUUACAAAGGUAA
This is a messenger RNA of Cercocebus atys (sooty mangabey), 4547 nucleotides long. It is a transcript of the gene PDS5A, whose product is annotated as PDS5 cohesin associated factor A. The record is from RefSeq and is a predicted model, not a curated record. Gene Ontology annotation, biological process: DNA repair; mitotic sister chromatid cohesion. Gene Ontology annotation, cellular component: nucleus; chromatin. Lineage: Eukaryota; Metazoa; Chordata; Mammalia; Primates; Cercopithecidae.